Molecule: messenger RNA, 5202 nt
Organism: Linepithema humile (Argentine ant)
Lineage: Eukaryota; Metazoa; Arthropoda; Insecta; Hymenoptera; Formicidae
Source: RefSeq, a predicted model, not a curated record
UCCUCGACGCUCCUAUUAAAUUCAAUGGACAAUGUGAACCACGCGUCGUAGCGCUUGUCCAGGUCAGGGAAAAAUGGAUGAUCUAAAUCCCAGAAUAUUGGUCUUUUCUUGUAGGCUUCAGUGAAUUGUAAUAUUUCUUUUUCUGACCAGUCCAUGAUACUGUCUGUAGCAACAAACAGAAGGAAAGCAAUAAUUUACUUGAUUAUACAUUGUUGAAAACAAAUGCGAAAAAAAGAAAAAAGUUGCAAAAAGUAAGUUUGUUUUGAACAUUGAACAGGAAACUCGAAUAUUCUAGCCAUUUAGUAGAAGCGGGACAGAAAUUAGUACAUCUGCUCUCUUCUAUUAGCCGAAACUAAACCGCGGAGCGCUUACGUUGCUUGCUGUUGCGUUUCAAAUCUGGCAUUAGCUGCGUUCAGCUGAUUCUUUCACAUGGUUGGUCAGCCUGCACGUCAGAGAUGGCAGCACUCCAAGAAAAACAAAUAUCAAAUGUGGUCGAAACGUGUUUCGUGCGAAAGAUUUGUUAGAAUUUGUAAAUAAAGCUAAUAUAAAAUUUUAAAAAGAUUAUCAUAUUAUAGUAAUCCAUUACGAUGGUGCGAAAGUUAAAAUAUCACGAACAAAAGCUACUGAAGAAGGUGGACUUUUUAUCAUGGCAGGCCGACAAUAAUCUCCACGAGGUUAAAGUUCUCAAGCGAUAUUGUAUUCAGAGAAGAUCAGACUACACAGUGUACAACAAAUUGUCACGUGAAAUACGAGAAUUGGGUAAGAAGAUCAAGGAAGUUGAACCUGACCAUCCUUUUCGCAUAGAACAGAGUGCUUUGUUGCUGGAGAAGCUGUACAUGCUGGGCUUGAUUUCCACGAAGUGGGAUUUGUCCCAAACUCAAAAGGUAACUGCCAGCUGCUUCUGCAGACGGAGACUUCCAGUUGUUAUGGUGCGCAACAAGAUGAGUCAAACAAUACCAAUGGCAACAAAAUUGAUAGAACAAGGCCAUGUUAGAGUCGGAGUGGAAGUUGUGAAAGAUCCUGCAUUUCUAGUAACGAGAAACUUAGAAGACUUUGUAACAUGGGUGGAUACCUCUGCUAUUAGGAAACAUGUGUUGCAGUACAAGAAUGAGAAGGAUGAUUUUGAUUUGGUAUAAAUCUACAUAUUAGAUUUUUUUUUAACAAAAUUUUAUGUACGUUCCGAAUGUAUGCACUGAAAAGUAAUCAUAUCGACGUUUAAGAUUUUAUCAGAUUAAUUAUAAUUAAUUAUAUUAAUGAUUUAUAAGUGAUAUACACGCAUAAAGUGAUUAGCAAUUUGCGAAUGAUUUAAUUAAUGAUUUUAUUUACUAACCUGAGGUUUGACACUCGAUCGGCUAACUUAUAUACGUUUCUUCGACGAGUUUUAAGAUCAGUUUCUGUUGUUUUAUGAUUAAUAGAAUUUCGCGAGUCAAGUGCAUUUGAAGCAGUCAUUGCUUGAACUUUUGCAUUAGUUUUAGAAAGUGUAUUACAAGUUUCCUUUGAUCCUUUCAAACUGUGUGUAUUAAAUGCAGGUUGUUUUAAUUCUAAGGGUGAUUUUGUUUCCUGCAUGUUAUUAAGACGGCAAGAUUUGAAUGGAUUCGUUAAUAUCGGCUUUUCGCGCACAUUUCGAGAAUCGUCAAUAAUCGUUGUGCGAUCUUUCAAGUUUAUGCAACCGUAUACUCGCUUGUACGUGACAUUGUCCACUUUUUGCGCCUCGUAUGACAGUGUCACAUUUAUCGAUGUAUUUCUUUCUUCAAUUUUCGCCUGAUUUUCUAUUACACAGUUAGAAUCAUCAACGUGUAACGGAGAUUGAAGCAAUGAAUUGUUUGCAUUUUUAGCCAAGUUUUUCAUCAGUUCUUUCGAAGAAAGAUAAACUAACGAUUUAUUCGAACUGUGCGUCUUCAACACAGAAUCUAAUUGCAUAGUUUCAUCGUUUGCAAUUUCCUGCGAAUGAUUUUGCGAAGUGCUUGUACCGCAAGUGGAUAUAAUGAAGGACGGCACCCCGAUGCUGAAAAUGGAUCGCAAUUCAGAUUUGCAGGACGAACACAAGCUCAAACAGUCUUCUUCUUGCGAGCAGUUUUCACUUUCUAACAUCGUGACUUUUACAAACGCGAUGAAUAUAUAUAUAUAUAUACGUUUUAUAACUCUAAUGAGAUUUUUGCAGGUAGUCAACUGUACAGAUUCGUUGUAUUGAAGUUUAUUAAAAGUUGGAUUACAUAGUUGUUGCCACUUUCAGAUUGCACGAAUCACUUGAACAAAGCUACGAAGAAUAGUUCACAUAAAAGUGUAAUCGCAUGAUAGGACAGUCACUGAAUAGAACAAAUUUCGUUCAGUUUAGCGCACACAUUUGGUUCUUAUAAUUGGCGAUAACACAAACAUCGCAAGAGAAAUACGGUAAGACUUAAAAAAUAGCCAUUUAGUGUUCGAAAUGUGCGGCGAGGAGAUAUAAUAAUGAAGUUUUACACAACUUGCUGACACCAAAGGUUCGACGAAUCGAUAAACGAUUUGGAGUUUACAUUACAUUAGAAAUAAUAAUAUUACCAGAUUUCAAGAAACGCAACAUUAGAAAAAUGAAAAAAAAAAAAUUGAUAUAGCAGCGGAGAUAAAUCUCGCACCACGUGCGCAUUCCGAGCAGCCACUCAUUCAUAUACUUAUAAUGAUAAUUAGUAUUUAUUAUGAUUAUGAUACAAAUGUUACAUGUUAAUAUCUUUAUAAUAAUCGGCAGUCUCUGUGCUGGUCUCUGUGACACCGCCACCGCGUUAAAGAAUCUUUAUUACGUUCUAGAGACGGCACUUCUCUAAAACAUAACUAGUAGAUCAAAACGGGAGCGUUGUGUCGGCUCAGGUCCCUAAGUAUCUCCUCUCCCUUCUUCUCCUCCUCCACCAUCAACUAUUUACAUAAUUGCCUUGCGGAAUCUCUCCAUAAUACGCUGCAUUUUUAAUUUAUUCAAGGAAGAGAGAAAAAAAAAGACAUUUACAUCGUUUUAUCCCGAUUAAUAUCUAUUUGUCGCAGCGUAUCGCCACAUCUCGUGAAAGUUUUACCAAUUUGUUCAAAAAUGAAAUGAGAAUCGUGAAUCAUGAAUCACGCGUUUCAUCUGCAGAGGGUAAUAAAUAUGCGUUUUCAAUGUGAUAAUUGCAGGUAUAAAAGGCUCGUAGUGAAAUAUCGUACAAAAGAAAGAAGCAAAGACGACGUGAAGAGAAACGAAAGAAACGAGUAACACAAUAUAGAUAGGCAAGACAUCCACACUAACCCGCGAAAUACAAUAACGGUGCCUCUUGUACUUAUCAAACGUGUUUCGUAUUACUAUCUAUUGUUCAUUUCCUCUUAUGUGGAUAUAUUGUUAUAUAUAGAAUUUCGCGUCGACUAGCUAUUUGCAAUUUCGUGCCAUUCCCGAAAAAAAUUUAUACUCUUUCUGAUCCUACUGUUCUUUGUACAAGUUCGUUAACGUAUUUUAUUCUAUCAAUUAAUCUUAGCGAGAUACUCAGUGAAUUAAGUUGUCUGUAUAUCUUAUUUUUGGAACAAACAUACUGUUGCAAUAUAAAAUGUGGAUUUUUUUUCCCAUAAUAAUUGUAUCACAUUCCAUAAAAAUAUUACUGAAAGACUAUAUAAGACGCAGAGUAUCACGCUAAAUACGAAUUUGCGACCUACAUCGCUAUAUUUAGAGUCGCUCAAAUUCUGAGAAAUCGAUAAGAUUCUUUCGGUUAUUUCUCAGGUUUUGGAGAAUUCAUCCAUUUAAGUAUCCAUGCUUCUUUCGAUAUUUCGAAUAUCGGAAAUAAGUUGUGUGAUUUUAGAUGCCAAAAUAAAUGUUUCGGUAGAAAUAUUGCAUGAAUUAUUAUUAUGACAAGGAAUGAUGAUUUAUGGUGUAAUAAGAAUAAAUCAAACAGAAUUUGAAAAAGCUAGAUGCAUUUCGAUGUAGCAGCCCACAGUGGUGAAAGAAAUUAAAAAUUGUUAUGAAAUGGCCGACUUUCGUAUCAAUAAAUACAACAGUUUCAGAAAUGGAUGACUGCUUUGAUGGAAAAAGAAAGAUUCUUACAGUUGUACAUUACUAUCUAUAAAAAUUUCAACGUUUUAAAUUUUAAUAUGCUCUUCGCGUCACGCUCGUGUUGCAAUAAAUAGUCGCACAAUUUCUACAUAGGCAAUCUCAUAUAUGCUACUGUACAACAUGAAGUGUAAAAAGGUUCUUCCACCUUUCUCACUUCAAUUUAAGUGUAAAAAUUUAUCGACAUGAACGAAAGGAUGUUCAAUUAUAACUCUCGUAUAUCUGACACUGAAAGAUUCUAUACCGUAGAAUUUCAAAGUAUCAUCCGUUUUAUGGAUUGCAAUAAUAUUCUGUUUAAGACGACUCAAUUUCACGAAAUAAUUAUCUCAUAAAGCAUAAUAAAUUAAAACCGCUUAUUUUAUUAUCUAUUACACUAUAUUUCACUCACAGGGCCAAUCAUUCCACCUUCCGAGAAAAUAUCCGAUAGUUUCUUCGACAAAAAUAAAUCUCUUCUCCCUGCCGUAGCAUGGGCUUGUGAUGCAGAGUGAUAAGUUGGAAUGAGUGUUGGAAAGACCGGCCCUUAAAGACAAUAUUGAAUUUAUGCUUUUGUUAAUCCUCCAAUAUUAUGCUAUCUCAUGUCUUCUUUUACACGUUUACCACAAUUAAUAAAUUAGUAACAGAAUUCCGCGCGAAAACUUAAUGGCAUCACACGUUAAAUCAACAAUCCUCUCCUAGAGCGUCAAAUCAAGCGUUAGAUAGUAUUUUCCCUGUAAAAUCCUGGAUGAAAAUGAAAUGGAAAUUAUAGAACGGACAUCAAGAUAUGAAUCGCCGAUAGACAUAAGCUUUGGAAGAUUGACAAUGUACUCAUUUUGUCCAUUCAAUCGUGAUUUUUACAAAUUAUAUUUUUACAUAUCGGAAUGCACGUGGUACUAUUUCAUUACGUAUCAUUAUAACAUUAUGGCUGCGAAAUAUGCGGUGGAAAAUCGAGAAAAUCGAUCUUUAUCACCUUUGGUGUCAACUGUUGUCGGUGAAAAGUAAAAUGCACAUUACUAUGCCGGAAUAUUGUACAAUCAAUACGAUUGCAAUCAAUAAUACAAUAAUAACGAAUAAGUACAGAAUGUGUUAUGUGCGCUCAAUUUCGUUUGGAGAAUAUUCAUGCAUCUUUUACUAUAUCGAACUCGAUAAAUUGUUUUUUUUUUUUUUUUUUUUUUUUUACUAUACGUUGU